Molecule: messenger RNA, 4413 nt
Organism: Saimiri boliviensis boliviensis (Bolivian squirrel monkey)
Lineage: Eukaryota; Metazoa; Chordata; Mammalia; Primates; Cebidae
Gene: BCAR3
Product: BCAR3 adaptor protein, NSP family member
Biological process (GO): positive regulation of peptidyl-serine phosphorylation; small GTPase-mediated signal transduction
Molecular function (GO): phosphotyrosine residue binding; guanyl-nucleotide exchange factor activity
Source: RefSeq, a predicted model, not a curated record
GCCCCAAGCGCCCCGCCUACCAGGUCUCUCCGGCGGCCGCUCCCGCCCGGCCGGGACCCCGGAGUCGCAGGCCCAGGCCGGCCGUUGCACCGUUAAGCCGGGUCGGUGACGCCGAGCACUUACGUCGCGCCAGUGAGCGGCAGAGGCCGAGCGGCCGCCCCUUGGGCUACGAGACGUAGGCUGCGACCCCUUCUCGGGCCUGGGCUCUUCCCUCGCGGCCCGGGCCGCCUAGACCUGCCGCGGCGAGGGAGACGUUAUCUCAUCCCUCAAGAUUGCUCGCUGCAAACACAACGCUGAGAAAUGGCCCAAGUAAAGUAUGAUCAGGGUCUUGCAACUUGGCACAUCGCAAGAACGUGCAGGGACGCUAAUGGUAAAUCACUUCUCCAAACAACAGGCACUGGUGGCAUCUCAAGAGUCUCCACUGGUCCUAGGAGUUGCUCACAGCCCAGUGGGAGAGGAGGUGCUCUGUGUGCCCGUGGGAAAACCAUACGGAGGAAUUCUGCUGGUGGUGUUGGAGCCAAUUCUCAAAUGAUGAGGAGUCCUUGACGUGAUUAAGUGACAAUUGAGAAGAAUUGGGAAUGAAACGAUGUACUAAGGAAAGAUGUGACAGGAUCCUUAACUUCUGUGCCUGAAAAAUUAUAAAAUUAUUAUGAGAAUUGCAAGAGUUAAUCCUCUCAAGGAUUUAUCUCGGUCCUGGCACAUGUUCCCCGUCUCUGAGCUUCUCCCUGGGGCCUACAAAAUGCAUCUUGCUGGAGUCCUGGGAGAGCACUGAAUAAAUAUAAAGCGAUAAUGAGAAGGCUCUGGGCCACCUGGGAGAUGGUAAAUACAGCCAAGAGGCCCGGUAGGACCUGAAUGCCUGCCCAGGGAUCUCAGCAUUGGUUUCCGGACCCAGAGAGCCAGGAUUACCUGUGGAAGCAGCUCACAGGCUGGAUGACUUUUUGCUCCAAGCAUUGAAGCAUCAGUUAACAACAGUUCUUCCCAAAUAAAGGAAAAUGGCAGAUGGCAUUAUUGGCAGGAUUCUAACAGAAUCCGUGGACACUCUGGACUCAUUCUCUGGGACUCAGCACUUAAUACCAGAAUGAACCCGUUGUGUUUGGACUGACUCUGGAGGAACCACUGAGCAUACAGGCUCAGGACAGGAAGCACUCCAUGGUAUGCAGCAAGCACACAACAAACAUCCCGGACCUGUCUGCAUCACCCUGUGACUCAUCACCUGCACGAGUGCUGUUCAGGUAGAGGCUGGAGCAGUAAGGAGCAUGCCUGGCUCUCAAGGCACGUGGAGAGCACCAGCGCACGAGCGCCUGAAAGUGCACGGCUGCUCCCAGGCUGAGGGUGCUUGAUACGCCCCCGAAUCCCCUCCUGUAUGAUGCCCCAGCCCAGAAGAGAUAAAAGCAUCAGCACCAAGAGAUUCACCUGCCUCCUGUCAUUAGGAGCUGCUGCAUCUGACCCAAGCUGGCCUGGAGAAGGGAGGAAGAGGCAAGAGUUGAGAAUUAUGGCUGCCGGAAAAUUUGCAAGCCUUCCCAGAAACAUGCCGGUGAAUCACCAGUUCCCCCUGGCCUCGUCCAUGGACCUUCUGAGCAGCAAGUCCUCUCUCACUGAGCAUCGCACAGAUGCCUAUCAAGACGUGUCUAUACACAGCACCCUUCCACGGAAGAAAAAAGGUCCUCCUCCCAUAAGGUCCUGUGAUGACUUCAGUCACAUGGGCACCCUCCCCCAUUCCAAAUCCCCACGGCAGAACUCGCCUCUGACCCAGGACGGCAUCCAGGAGAGCCCACGGCAGGACCGGCAAGGCGAAACCUUCACCUUCAGAGAUCCACAUCUUCUGGACCCAACUCUGGAAUAUGUGAAGUUCUCCAAGGAGAGGCACAUGAUGGACAGGACCCCUGAGAGGCUGAAGAAGGAGUUGGAGGAGGAGCUGCUGCUGAGCAGCGAGGACCUGCGCAGCCACGCCUGGUACCACGGCCGCAUUCCCCGACAGGUGUCUGAAAACCUUGUGCAGCGAGAUGGCGACUUCCUAGUUCGUGACUCUCUGUCCAGCCCUGGAAACUUUGUCCUAACCUGUCAGUGGAAGAACCUCGCUCAGCACUUCAAAAUCAACCGGACAGUUCUGCGGCUCAGCGAGGCGUACAGCCGCGUGCAGUACCAGUUCGAGAUGGAGAGCUUCGACUCCAUCCCCGGCCUGGUGCGCUGCUAUGUGGGCAACCGCCGGCCCAUCUCCCAGCAGAGUGGUGCCAUCAUCUUCCAGCCCAUCAAUAGGACGGUGCCCCUGCGGUGCCUGGAGGAGCGUUAUGGCACUUCCCCAGGCCGGGCCCGGGAGGGCAGCCUCACCGAGGGAUGGCCGGACGUGGCCAAGAGGCUGAGCCUCACCAUGGGUGGUGUCCAGACCCGAGAGCAGAAUUUGCCCAGGGGAAACCUCCUCAGAAACAAAGAAAAGAGUGGUAGCCAGCCAGCCUGUCUGGAUCACAUGCAGGACAGAAGAGCCUUGUCCCUCAAAGCCCACCAGUCAGAGAGUUACCUGCCGAUUGGCUACAAGCUGCCACCUCAGUCCUCGGGUGUGGACACAAGCCCCUGCCCAAACUCACCCGUGUUCAGGACAGGAAGCGAGCCCACCCUGAGCCCAGCAGUGGUUCGGAGGGUCUCCUCGGACGCCAGGGCUGGGGAGGCACUGAGGGGAUCAGACAGCCAGCUGUGCCCUAAGCCGCCCCCUAAGCCCUGCAAGGUGCCCCUCCUCAAGGCUCCCUCAUCUCCUUCCGCCUGGCUCAACUCAGAGGCCAACUACUGUGAACUGAACCCAGCAUUUGCCACAGGCUGCGGCAGGGCAGCUAAGCUUCCCUCAUGUGCCCAGGGCAGCCGCACAGAACUGCUCACAGCCAAGCAGAAUGGGGCGCCAGGUCCCCGGAACUCUGGCAUCAACUACUUGAUCCUUGAUGAUGAUGACAGGGAAAGACCUUGGGAACGUGUGGCAGCUCAGAUGGAGGAGGGGCAGCGGGACAAGGGCGAGUUUGUGACACCCCUCCUGGAGACUGUCUCCUCCUUCAGGCCCAAUGACUUUGAGUCAAAGCUCCUUCCCCCUGAGAAUAAGCCCCUGGAAACAGCGAUGCUGAAACGUGCGAAAGAAGUGUUCACCAACAGUGACCCCAAGAUCAUCGCCCAGCACAUACUGAGCGUGGACUGCAAGGUUGCUAGGAUACUUGAAGUCUCUGAAGAGACGAAGAGGAACAUGGGGGUGAGCUCAGGCCUGGAACUCAUUACCUUGCCUCACGGACACCAGCUGCGCCUGGACAUAAUUGAAAGACACAACACGAUGGCCAUGGGCAUCGCAGUGGACAUUCUGGGCUGCACGGGCAGCUUGGAUGACCGAGCAGCCACUCUCAGUAAGAUCAUCCAGGUGGCGGUGGAACUGAAGGAUUCCAUGGGGGACCUCUAUUCCUUCUCAGCUCUCAUGAAGGCCCUGGAAAUGCCACAGAUCACAAGGUUAGAAAAGACGUGGACUGCCCUGCGGCACCAGUACACCCAAACGGCCAUCCUCUAUGAGAAACAGCUGAAGCCCUUCAGCAAAAUCCUGCAUGAAGGCAGAGAGUCCACAUGUGUUCCCCCAAGCAAUGUAUCAGUCCCACUGCUGAUGCCCCUUGUGACCUUAAUGGAGCGUCAGGCUGUUACUUUUGAAGGAACCGACAUGUGGGAAAAAAACGACCAAAGCUGUGAAAUCAUGCUGAACCAUUUGGCAAUGGCACGAUUCAUGGCCCAGGCUGCGGACAGCUACCGGAUGAAUGCUGGGAGGAACCUGGCAGGUUUUCAACCAGAUGAAGAAAUGAACGAAAUCUGCAAGACUGAAUUUCAAAUGCGAUUGCUAUGGGGCAGCAAAGGUGCACAAGUCAAUCAGACAGAGAGAUACGAGAAAUUCAACCAGAUUUUAACUGCCCUCUCACGUAAAUUGGAACCUCCUCCUGUAAAGCAGGCAGAGCUUUGAUAACUCUCCAGAGAAUCUUCAGAAUAUCUUUUCAAGUUUCCCCAGCUGCUGCUUUGGGAGAGCUUAACCAUUUGAUAAAGUAAUAAAGUGCAAACCUGACAAUAUACAAGCUUUUAGUAUCCACAGGAUAUUAAACGUGUAAACUGCACAGAGCACACUUAUUUAUGAAUUGUCUAAAAUUACUACUGAUUUUAAAAUGAAUAAUUUAUUAUUAAGGUAACUACUGCUAAUGUUGAUCAGCACAUUCAAGAGAAGACCUAGCUAUGUUGGCUGGUUGCUUUCUAUUAUCAUGGUAUUUGACGAUUUUAGUUUUAAUUCCAUGUCAGAUAAGUGUAAAUAGAAGUUUAAAAGCAUGAAACAUUUCAGAAGGUAUCAGUUAUAUGAUAUUCUUUAAAUGAGAAAAAUGUAAAUAGUCAUGAAUGAAAAUAUAUCUUUUUGUGAAA